Molecule: messenger RNA, 396 nt
Organism: Serpula lacrymans var. lacrymans S7.9
Lineage: Eukaryota; Fungi; Basidiomycota; Agaricomycetes; Boletales; Serpulaceae
Exons: 3
Coding region: 1-396 (131 amino acids)
Source: RefSeq, a predicted model, not a curated record
AUGUCUGGUAUUAUGUUAAUCAGUGAAUUUGUGGAUCAAGACGUGUUUAUGCAUUUUUGGGGCGACAAUCUUGACAGCAUGGAGUUUGGAAGAGAGUGGGAGAUAAGUGCAGAGGAGCUGUCAGUUGUGAAUGAAGACUUUGAUAUUGAAAUGGCCGCAUAUAGUGGUUUUGAGGACAACAAAGAGGCGGAGGAGAAUGAAGAAGAGGACAGUGGAGAGGAGAACAAAAAUAUGAAUGACAAAGAUGAAGAAGAAGACAAUAUUAGUCAAGGUAGGAUAGAUGAUAGAAUGGACGAACCAGGUGAUAAAGAAUACUGGUUGAUGGACAGUGAUAGUACUGAGGACAAACAGUUCAAAUUUGAUUAUGGAGGGCUUGAGGAGAUCGGAUGGAAAUGA